Messenger RNA from Condylura cristata (star-nosed mole), 669 nucleotides. Its product is annotated as skin secretory protein xP2-like. The record is from RefSeq and is a predicted model, not a curated record. The coding region runs from base 1 to 669 and encodes 222 amino acids. NCBI's taxonomy places the organism in Eukaryota, Metazoa, Chordata, Mammalia, Eulipotyphla, Talpidae. The transcript has 2 exons.
AUGGGACAGCUGAACUUACCUCAAGACUUACCGCGGAGCACGAGUGAUGCAGUCCGGGUGUUUCUACCUGGAGCGUUUCGGGGUCCCCUUUUCCGCCGUCCGUCACCAGAAAGGAAAGCUGGAGUGAGUCAGAGCUCAAAAAGGGUAGCGCCUGGAGACAGCCCGGUCGAGGGCCCUCUGGAAGAGCCCCGACCCCCGGGGCGCCCAGGGCACGCUGUGGACAGGGCAGGAACCCCCGUGGGAUGGGCUGCACUGCUGUUGGGCGCCCGCAGCACGGUCACCGAGAUCCCCACCCGUGCUCGGCCGGGCGCCAAGGACGUGACGCCGGGGAACCGACACCCAUGGUGGGCUCGCGGCGGCGUGAGGGCGCCAGGCGGGCAGCUGGCUCCUCUCCAGGCACAGCAGCCCGGCCCGCGGCCGCCUCAGCCGGCUAGCAGCUCCCCGGCUCCUGCAGCCAGCCCUGGGCUCUGGGUCGAGCUUGCCCCGCCGCUUGUCCACAGCCUUCCAGUCCGCACCGCUCACCCGCCUCCGCGCAGCGCCAGGGGACAGAGCCCCAGCCGCGGGCUUCGGCUGGGGGAGACUGCCCCCAGUCCCGCCAGAGACCGUUCUCUGGCCAUCUGGCCAGCCCGUGCCCCCUCCCAGCUGCUCUGGAGCGCCGGGGGUCCCUGA